AUGGCUGUGGAUCAUGGCUUUGAACUGCAACGAGAGGGAGCAGAAUGCCCCAGCCGUAGGAGAGUAGUAGGGGAUGAGAUUAAGACAUACUGCAAGUAUUUUUUCAACCCUCUGUCGUCCCCGUUCUCAUCGUUUUUACAGGAGGGAAAUGGCCCUUAUUGCUCAUUCAACUGCAAACAUUUGGCUGGGCCAGACGACGAGGAGAACAAUUCCGCUGCUAUAAUAGCAUGGGCCUCUGGAAUUCCUCUUGGACCAGCUGGAAUCCCUCGUGGACCACCAUCUCCACCUCCUUCUCCUCCAGUCCAUUCAUCGUCCUCUUCCACUUAUUCAUUCUCCAGUUCUGCUUGCCGACCGCCCCAACUCUUACGUCCACAUCGACCCGUCCCGCCCACCCUCUGCAUGACCACUCCAACAACUGCAGCUCCCCCGUCCUCAACGAUUCCCAUUCAAACAUCUCACAAACCACUCACUUGCCCUUCAAUUCUCAGUUUAUCAGAAUUCAAGAGUAUAGGCAACGUCUCCGUCUUGUCAGGCGCCACUGAAGCUUCCCUCGCCACUCCCGCAUCCGCUAACCCUAUGCCCAUCUCUGCCAGCCGUAACAAAUCCUUCAUCGGCUCUAUCGCUUCUCACGUCCGCUCCUGGGUGUCUCCGUCACCCGCAUUCCUGUUUUCAUCUCAACAGAAAACGUCACAAUCUCCACCUCGCGUGGACACCGCAAAGUUCACCGUCCUCUCCAAGAAGCACCAUCUUUCUCCCCUCAAAUCCAAAUCCCCCUCUUAUGACGACGACGACGACGACAAUCUACCCGUCUGCUGGAUGUCAAGCACCGUCCUCGUCGAAACCAACAGUGCUUUCAACCAGCCUAAACAUCCACGAGGCCGCAGAAGGACGUCUGAACACAAUGACGAUCAUCCGUCAUUUAGGGCCAGAGGGCGAAAAACAUCUCGCGCAGUUGACUGAACCACAACUGCCUUAGCUUUUCUCGCUUUUUGGCAUUUCUCCCCCCCCCCACCAUAGAAUUUUCGUUCUUUUUAUUCCGGAUAUAUCUCCCCAAGCGACAGCAAAAAAAAGCCAACAACCAAGACUACCUGUCGGACUCGCUAUUUUGCAUCACAGCUUUGCACUACCCUCCCUAUCCGUUCCAUUUCCUUUCUUGCAUCAUCCAGCAUCAUUGCAUCAUCAGCUCUCUCUUUCUCCUUGCAUUAUCCCCCCACCUCAUCACCCAAACAAAAACGAGUCACUCACGUUUCAAUCCACAUUCACUUAUUUUCGCCUCGCAUAUACGCCGCCCCUUAGACACGGCCUCCAGAUCUAUGUACGUUCUACCUACUUACAACCCCAUGUGUAACACUAUCUACAAUCAAAACCAUUACGCGAACCCAAAUCG
Molecule: messenger RNA, 1387 nt
Organism: Laccaria bicolor S238N-H82
Lineage: Eukaryota; Fungi; Basidiomycota; Agaricomycetes; Agaricales; Hydnangiaceae
Exons: 4
Coding region: 1-960 (319 amino acids)
Source: RefSeq, a predicted model, not a curated record